AUGAACAGUGUGUAUGUGCCAAGGGUUGGCGAUCACGUAAUUGGUGUCAUUACCAACAAGAACAACGAUUACUACACCGUUAGUAUAAGUAAUGUGUUUAAUGGAUUUUUGAUGUGCAUCGACGGAUUCAGAGGCACCACCAAAAAGUACAAACCCAAUCUCACCAUCGGUGACGUGGUAUUUUGUUAUGUGUAUGGUAUGUAUGAUGGUUUGAUUGAGUUGAGUUGUGUGACGAUGGAUGAUAAUAAGAACUGGUCGACCAACGAGACUUACUUCGGCCCUCUUUCCAACGGAUUUCUCACACAGUUACCCCUACAACACGUUCAAUCAUUGUAUAAUGAGGAGUUGGAAGUGCUGAGAGGAUUAAAGUAUGAAAUAGUGUUAGGCUUCAACGGGAGAGUGUGGAUUGGAAAUACGAGUAAUGAGUUAAAGUUAAAGAUUAGCAGAUUUAUCAAGUUGUCACACAAUCUGAAUCAACAACAGUUGAAACAAUUGUUCAAACACAUCUUCUAA
Theileria parva strain Muguga is the source of this 513-nucleotide messenger RNA. RefSeq names its product putative exosome complex component rrp40 (gene exosc3). Gene Ontology annotation, biological process: CUT catabolic process; TRAMP-dependent tRNA surveillance pathway; exonucleolytic trimming to generate mature 3'-end of 5.8S rRNA from tricistronic rRNA transcript (SSU-rRNA, 5.8S rRNA, LSU-rRNA). The record is from RefSeq and is a predicted model, not a curated record. The coding region runs from base 1 to 513 and encodes 170 amino acids. Gene Ontology annotation, cellular component: cytoplasmic exosome (RNase complex); nuclear exosome (RNase complex). Lineage: Eukaryota; Apicomplexa; Aconoidasida; Piroplasmida; Theileriidae. The transcript is spliced from 6 exons. Gene Ontology annotation, molecular function: RNA binding.